CUGAGAAGAUCACCGGGGCAAGUGUGUUUUCCAGGAGGUAAAAGUGAAGCCAGUGAUAAAGAUGAAAUUGAUACUGCUCUCCGAGAAGCUAAAGAAGAAGUUGGACUCCAGCCAGAGAAGGUGGAAGUGAUCUGUAGGCUGGUGCCUGGAAUUGAUAAGAUGAAUCAUUUGGUGACACCAGUUGUAGGAUUUAUAGAGGAUGCAUUCCAGGCCACUCCUAAUCCAGAUGAAGUGAGCGAGGUUUUUUUUGUGCCUUUGGAGUACUUCAUCAAGCCCUUAAAGUACAAGGCCUUGUCCUAUAAAACCUCAUCAGGUUCCUUAACUCUGAUGCACUGCUUUAUAUAUUAUGACCAGGAACAUAAAAAGUCAUUCAAGAUAUGGGGACUUACUGCACACUUUGCUGUAUUUCUUGCUCUUGUAGUUUUUGGAGAGAGACCUACCUUUGAAGUGGAUUAUGACCUUGACAACUUGAUUUCAUCCUCCGAGAAUUACUUUAAUAAUUUGUAUGCUUCUAUAUAUGAAAGAAAGAAGAGUAAUCUAUGACAAACUGGUCUGGCAAUCAGUUUAUACUGAAGGAGGAAAAAGGGUUUUGUUUAUUCCCACUGUACCUGUUAUUUGUUUGAAAGUUACACUUGAAUUUUAUUCUGAAUCGGGAACUUCUUAAAGCUUAUUUCUAACUAAUGUUUUUCAGUUGACUAGAUUAACAUAAUUUUUAAUCUCUUUUAAAGUUGCCAGAAGCACGCAGCAUUUUUGAUGAAACACAGUUCUGGAAGGUCUGUUUCAGUUCCUGCCUCUGUUUUGUGUGAUCGGAGAUACUUUCUAUGGUUUGCCUUCUGUAUAAUGAGAUGGUACUAUUGUAUCUAAUUUGUGUCUCUUUGAGUUGCAGUAUGAAAGCUUCGGGGGGUCUGCCUGUCUUUUUAUAUGUGGCAAACUACGUAUGGACAACACAAUGGAUACAGUCUGAUGUGGUGUCUUUAAGCACUUACAAAACGCACAAUAAAAAUAUUAAAAGUGUU
Lepidothrix coronata (blue-crowned manakin) is the source of this 1016-nucleotide messenger RNA. It is a transcript of the gene NUDT7, whose product is annotated as nudix hydrolase 7. The annotation marks the transcript as partial. Lineage: Eukaryota; Metazoa; Chordata; Aves; Passeriformes; Pipridae. The record is from RefSeq and is a predicted model, not a curated record. The transcript has 2 exons. Gene Ontology annotation, molecular function: coenzyme A diphosphatase activity; acetyl-CoA hydrolase activity. Gene Ontology annotation, biological process: coenzyme A catabolic process.